UCCCUCCCCCCGCGGAGCCAGGGAAGGUGCGGGGUAUGUGGCAGUCCAGCGCCAGCGGAGUAGAAGUCCGGACGCAGGCAGGCAGGCAGGAGUCCCGUCCUUCCUCACAUCUGGGCUGCAGCUGCUUUUUGAGGACCGCACGCGAUGCCGAACUGGGGAGGAGGCAACAAAUGCUCCGCGUGCCGUGGCACGGUGUACCACGCCGAGGAGGUGCAGUGUGACGGGAAGAGCUUCCACAAAUGCUGCUUCCUCUGCAUGGUCUGCAGGAAGGGCUUGGACAGCACCACACUGGCCAUUCAUGACCAGGAGAUCUACUGCAAGUCAUGCUACGGGAAGAAGUACGGGCCCAAAGGCUACGGCUACGGGCAGGGGGCGGGAACGCUCAACAUGGACCGAGGAGAGCGGCUGGGGAUCAAACCCGAGGAGACACAGACUCACAGACCCACCACCAACCCCAACCCGUCCAAAUUCGCCCAGAAGUUUGGAGGGUCGGAGAAAUGCUCCCGGUGCGGGGACUCUGUCUAUGCAGCUGAGAAGAUCAUGGGGGCAGGAAAGCCGUGGCAUAAGAACUGUUUCCGCUGUGCAAAGUGUGGCAAGAGCCUGGAGUCGACCACCCAGACUGAGAAAGACGGAGAAAUCUACUGCAAAGCGUGUUACGCCAAGAACUUCGGGCCCAAGGGGUUCGGUUAUGGCCAGGGAGCUGGCGCCCUGGUUCACGCUCAGUGAUGGCUCAGCCUGACCACCUGUAUACAUUCCUCUGUCCCACAUGAACGUCAGCUUUUUCCGCCUCUUUACUUGUGUUUUCUACCUUAAAUGUUCUGAUCCUGAAACAGGUGCCGACGAUACGAAUAAACACAUUUACAAACCAAAGCACUCGCUCACAUUUGA
Molecule: messenger RNA, 888 nt
Organism: Xiphias gladius (swordfish)
Lineage: Eukaryota; Metazoa; Chordata; Actinopteri; Istiophoriformes; Xiphiidae
Gene: csrp2
Product: cysteine and glycine-rich protein 2
Exons: 6
Coding region: 145-726 (193 amino acids)
Biological process (GO): muscle tissue development; sarcomere organization
Cellular component (GO): Z disc; nucleus; cytoplasm
Molecular function (GO): structural constituent of muscle; actinin binding
Source: RefSeq, a predicted model, not a curated record